This is a messenger RNA of Peniophora sp. CBMAI 1063, 720 nucleotides long. Lineage: Eukaryota; Fungi; Basidiomycota; Agaricomycetes; Russulales; Peniophoraceae. The record is from the annotation of a GenBank genome assembly.
AUGUCCUCUUCUCGGUCCUGGAAGCCGCUGCCUCUAGACACAUGCACCGAGUGCUGGAGCGCGUCGACCACCCUCAAGCGCUGUUCCGUAUGCCAAGUAUCCAUGUACUGCUCAUCAGCAUGUCAGAAGAAGUCCCGGGAGAGCCACGAGCGCUUCUGCGUGUCAGCGCCCUCACUGCCCACCGGUCCACCGCCCGCACCCAUCGCUGCCGUUCAAGUCUCGGGACCGAACUUCGAGCCGAAAGCCAUUACAGUACCUCCAGGGCACCCAGUCUGGAGUCAGGGCAGCAUUGCACCAGUGUCGCAGUUCGCCGGGAUCCCGCUCUUUGUUUAUCGCGAUACGGAUAAGAAAGAGCAAAAUCAGAGCGCGACGUAUAUGAUGAUCGCGCCUGAGAGCGGACUUGCGCCGCUGAGAUGGGAUCGCGCCGGGACGGUGACAGUUGUGCGAGCCGAUCACGAGCCGCUCACGCCCGUCGCGCUGGAGAUGUACUGGAUGUUUUGCAGCAAGCUCAUCAGCAUGUGCCCAGAUGACGAAGCAGACGCGCAGAAGAUGUGUAACCCAAACGACUUUCAAGCGUUCUGCCGAGAAUACAAGGAAGGAGGGGCCUCUCAAGAAUACAAGGAAGGGGAGGGCUCUAUGAAUGGUGUAGGGGCGCUAGUAGCGCUGGCGUCAGCGUCAGCACUUGUCCUAGCAUUCGCACGGCGCCUGCUAUAUGGAUGA